Molecule: messenger RNA, 3888 nt
Organism: Empidonax traillii (willow flycatcher)
Lineage: Eukaryota; Metazoa; Chordata; Aves; Passeriformes; Tyrannidae
Gene: CAMK1D
Product: calcium/calmodulin dependent protein kinase ID
Exons: 11
Coding region: 117-1298 (393 amino acids)
Biological process (GO): peptidyl-serine phosphorylation
Cellular component (GO): intracellular anatomical structure
Molecular function (GO): calmodulin binding; calcium/calmodulin-dependent protein kinase activity; ATP binding
Source: RefSeq, a predicted model, not a curated record
AGAAGAAGAAGAAGAAGAAACAGCAGCAGCAGCGGCUGCUGCCGCGGCAGAAGAGAAAGCAAAAGCCGCCCCAGGGCUCGGAGCCACCGGCGCGGCAUCCGCGGGGCUGCGCGGCCAUGGCCCGGGAGAACGGGGACGGCGGCGGCUCCUGGAAGAAGCAGGCGGAGGACAUCAAGAAGAUCUUCGAGUUCAAGGAGACGCUGGGGACGGGUGCAUUCUCCGAAGUGGUUUUGGCCGAAGAGAGAGCGAGUGGGAAACUCUUUGCAGUCAAGUGCAUUCCCAAGAAGGCACUGAAGGGAAAGGAAAGCAGCAUAGAGAAUGAAAUUGCUGUGCUCAGAAAGAUCAAGCAUGAAAACAUAGUUGCCCUGGAAGACAUCUAUGAGAGCCCGAACCAUUUGUACCUGGUCAUGCAGUUAGUGUCCGGGGGAGAGCUGUUUGACCGCAUCGUGGAGAAAGGCUUCUACACGGAGAAGGAUGCCAGCACCCUGAUCCGGCAGGUCCUGGACGCUGUGUACUACCUGCACCGCAUGGGCAUCGUGCACAGGGACCUCAAGCCUGAGAACCUGCUUUACUACAGCCAGGAUGAAGAGUCAAAAAUCAUGAUCAGUGACUUUGGAUUGUCGAAGAUGGAGGGUAAAGGAGAUGUGAUGUCCACAGCCUGUGGAACUCCUGGCUAUGUCGCUCCUGAAGUGCUGGCCCAGAAACCCUACAGCAAAGCUGUGGACUGCUGGUCCAUCGGGGUUAUCGCAUACAUCCUCCUCUGUGGAUAUCCCCCUUUCUACGAUGAAAAUGACUCCAAACUCUUUGAGCAGAUCCUUAAGGCCGAGUAUGAGUUUGACUCUCCAUACUGGGAUGACAUCUCUGAGUCUGCUAAAGACUUCAUUCGCAAUUUGAUGGAGAAGGACCCCAAUAAAAGAUACACCUGUGAGCAAGCAGCACGGCACCCUUGGAUUGCUGGUGAUACAGCACUCAACAAAAACAUCCACGAGUCGGUCAGCGCUCAGAUCCGGAAGAACUUCGCAAAAAGCAAAUGGAGACAAGCGUUCAACGCCACAGCAGUCGUGCGGCACAUGAGGCGGCUACACCUCGGCAGCAGCCUGGACAGCGCCAGCGCCGGCGUGUCCAGCACCCUCAGCCUCGCCACACCCCUGCCUGAGGCAGCCACACGGAAAGAUUGUAUGUCUCCAUCCACUCUCUGUAGUUUUGUUUCAUCCGCUUCUUCAGGUGUUUCUGCGGUCGGAGGGGACCGGAGACCCAGACCCACCACAGUGACCACAGUGCACACAGGGAGCAAGUGAGAGCGGGGCCGGCGAGAAGCGGGCAGGAGGCCGGGCUGGCAGGUGGCCCCGGUGCUUUUCCACCCUGAGGCAAACGCUCAAGAGAAGGACUAGAAGAAAGAAGAUUUUUUUAUGGCCAUAUUUUAUACUGCAAUUCUGAAAUGUUUCAUUUAUCACAAACUGCAAAUGACUCCAGGGGGAACGGAUCUAACAGUCUCUGGUGCUGUACAUAUAUACAUUUAUAUAUAUAUAAGUAUAUAUAUGUAUGUGAGUCUAGCAAUGUUCUAACCAAUGAACACUCAUUCUUUUCCCCAGUGAUUUACUCUUUUCUCAGUGUAGGUAACAGUACAUGCUGUAUUUUUUUCCAUUAACUACAAACAUCUCAACUGGAUUAUUUAAAUAGAGAUACUUUUCUGAGCAUUAUUUUUUUUUUCUUUUAAAAAUUACUUCCAGUAAUGUUCCUCCUUCCAGUUUGCUGGGGGAUAGGCUAUUUCUGUAGGUAGGAAUCAACGUUAACUUUCCAACAUGGGAGGAUUUCAAUGGCAUGCCAUUUCUUACUCCUGAAAUUGGAUUGCAAGUCUGUCUGGCUUUAGCAGAGCUGUUACUGCUCAGAUUAAGAAACUGCUGCUUUCCCUCCUGCUCAGAUUAAGAAACUGCUGUUUUCUGUCCCAUCCUUCUCCUUCAAAGCCACAGUGAGAGUUGGGUUGCCAUCAGAUGGGAGUCAACUCAUGCUUGGCCUCAUUCUUGUAGUUCUUGGGAUCAGCACCCUUUUUUUUUUUUCACCCUUUUUCAGAAGAGAGGCAGGUACAUGGUGUCAGGCCAGAGCUGAGCAGAGCUGAGCAAAGGACAUGGCAGAGCAUGGUCUCAUCCUGCAGCUUCUCUCCUUUGAGCCGCUGUGUGUUACGAGCAGAGUGGAAGCAAAGGAAGAUGCGUGACUGGGAGUCAUCACCCUCUGUUACUGACUUGCUGUGCUGCCCUCGAGCAUGACAAUUUAUUCACCACUCUGGCAUCUGGCAUGGGGUGCAACCAGUCCAAGGGUUCCAUGGCAGAGGUGCUGAGCACCCACAGUUCCUCGGGGCUUUGCAUGGCAUUGCUGAUGCUCAGCACCUCCCAGAGUGGCCAAAGCUGCGUUAUCGGAAACCAAAAAGAAAAGUGCAGACUUUAAUCUCUGCGUGCCAGGUUUGCACCCUGGGCAGAGGGGAGGGCUGAUGCUUGAACCCCUCUGUAAAGCACUGGCAGGUUCUUGGGUGCAUAGUGCAGGAUCUGAGGCAGUGUGGCUCCGUCACGCUUAGCUCUGGCCCAGGGGUGACAGGGAGUGCUGAGCUGGGAAAGUAGGACACAGGCACAGGUGGGGUGACACUGGCUCCCCCUCCUCCCCAGAAGCUCAUAUACUACAGCAAGCUCAAUAUACCCAUUUUUUAAUUACUGAAUGCAUGCACUUCCCAGGUGCAUCAUCUAGGAACAGCCACCAGGACUGUUGUAUCACCGUGCAUUAAAGCAGUUAAAUUUGUUGAUUGUUGAUUAAAACAGAGAGGAGAGCAAAUCUGCCCAGAUGUGCUGAAGGGCUCCAGGUUACUUCAGCACCAUUCCCAUUUGUGGUUUUCCCUUAAGGAGGUGAGAAGGGAGACAGGUGACAGAGGCAGGCACCCUUCACUGAGCGCUGUGAACAUCUUGCACCCCAGACAGGUCCAUGUCCCCAUCGGGACAACCCAUUCCCUACAGUGUGCUCCAUUGCCACACUUUGCAUCAUUUAUCCUGCAUAGAAAUUGUGAAAGCUGGUCAAGGGCAGAGCUGAAUGUAUCAGGCAAUAGUCACUGUGCUGGGAAAAGCCAUACGAUACAUUAUUUUUCAUUGAGAUUUCAAAAUCCUCCUUCCUCUUCAGUCAGUUGGUUUCAGCUGGAAGAGCCAGGAUUGCAUCCGUCAUACUUUGAGCACUAAAAGCUGGAAAACCUUGUGUCAGUGAGCACUGACUUUGUUUGAAACAGCCACUCCUUUGGUGGCACUUAGAGCUGUUGCACCAGGUAGAGCUCCAGUUUCCUCAGCAUUCCCAUUUUCAGAGGGCUAUGGCACAUCUGAGUGAGCUCCUGGGAUGACUGGUGCACCCCACCAUGUUGCAGCUGGCAUGGAUCCUCACACAGAAAGGCUUCAAUUUCUCAUUAGAGGAAAGAUAUCAGAUACUGAACUGUUGGGGUUUCAUAGCAAAACCCCACAUAAUUUACCACUGUCCCCAUCCCCUGGUCAUUGCCACCAUAUACUUUCAUCAGCAUUUACAUCGGAGCUCUUUAUGUCUCAUUCUAAGGUUACUUUAUUUUGCCGACCUGGUUAAGAAAGUUUUAGUUUCAAGAGACUCCAACCCCAAGAAAUUCAAGGUAUUUUGAACCCCCAUGAUUUCACAAGCCCAGCUGGUCCUAUUCUAUUCUGCUCCAGCUUCAGGGAUAUAAGUAGACAGUCUCCCAGUUUGGCAUCAGUGGAGUUUCCCUUGUUUACACACAUGCAACCAAAAGCAGGAUUUGGUUAGAAUCACAGAAUCAUAGAAUCAAUUGGGUUGGAAAAGACCUCCAAGAUCAUCAAGUCCAACCCUCGAUCCAACACCGCUGUGGUUACCAGACCA